Henningerozyma blattae CBS 6284 is the source of this 546-nucleotide messenger RNA. It is a transcript of the gene TMA20, whose product is annotated as translation machinery-associated protein 20. Lineage: Eukaryota; Fungi; Ascomycota; Saccharomycetes; Saccharomycetales; Saccharomycetaceae. Gene Ontology annotation, biological process: formation of translation preinitiation complex. Bases 1 to 546 code for a protein of 181 amino acids. The transcript is spliced from 2 exons. Gene Ontology annotation, molecular function: RNA binding. The record is from RefSeq and is a predicted model, not a curated record.
AUGUUUAAAAAAUUCACAAAGGAAGAUAUACAUUCUCGCUCCAAAGUUAAGUCAUCAGUCCAACGAACCUUGAAAUCUAAAUUGGUUGCUCAAUUUCCUCCACUUGAAGAAGUUAUCGAUGAAUUAAUCCCAAAGAAGAGUCAAAUCGAAUUGAUAAAAUGUGAAGAUAAAAUUCAACUAUAUACCGUUGAUGGAGAAGUUUACUUUUUUCAAAAAUUUGAUGAGCUAAUUCCAAGUCUAAAAUUUGUACACAAAUUUCCAAAAGCAUUUCCAACUGUCCAAGUGGAUCGUGGGGCAAUCAAAUUUGUUUUAUCGGGUGCUAAUAUUAUGUGCCCUGGGUUAACUUCUCCAGGCGCUGCUUUGCCAGAGGCUCCAGGUUAUGAAAAAGAUUCUAUCGUUGUCAUUAAUGCUGAAAAUAAAGAACAUUCACUAGCUAUUGGUAAGCUGUUAAUGAGUACAGAAGAUAUCAAAUCUAUUAACAAAGGUCACGGUAUUGAAAUGAUCCAUCAUUUAGGAGAUCCGUUAUGGAAUUUUAGCAUAGAAUAG